GCUGCUGGAAAACCUCGAAGAAAAGGUCUAGGAUUCGGCCAUUUCAUUUUCACCACAAUACUAACAGAUAAACAGCUGUUAUCUCGUUCAAAGUAUAGAUAGAAUAAAUUAAAUGCAUCAACGUUCUCGUCUGUACGAACGUUUUGUCGAUCCGCAUUUGGUUUUUGCAUUUUAGAUUUUCUCUGUCAGGGGGUUCAUUCGCUAAUCUGCCACACCCAAAAGCAAAUAAACAGGAACUACAAAUAUAAUCGACGAAUCAACUUCAAAACUAUUGUGCUAUAAAGUAUAGUACAUUAUGGGAAACGUUCUACUUUUCUUUCUGCUCUCGCUGUUGUUGGAAGGUGUGUUUGCUGAGGAGGUAUCAGUGAAGGGUGGAGAUUCAGUCACUUUCUACACUGAUCCUAAAAUGCAGGAAGAUAAUAUGAUAGACUGGAGGUUUGGAGCUCAAGGCGACCUCCUUGCUAGAAUCAAAAGAAAAGCCAAUGUAACUAAAGUAUUUGAGGAAGUGCUUGAUUGGAAAUUCAAAGACAGACUAAAGAUUGAUAGUCAGACUGGAGAUCUCACCAUCACGAACAUCAUGACAUCAGACUCUGGUGAUUAUGAAGUGUCCAACGGAAUUGGCGGCAAAAAGAAUUUCAAAGUCAGUGUUGUGUCUGAUGACUCUGUGAAAACCGUAUCAUUGGUAAAGGGAUAUUACAUCACUUUACUCACUGGUCUUCCUGAUAUGAAGAGAAUUAGUGCGAUACGGUGGAGGUUUAAACAUCACAACUCUACUAUAGCUGAAAUGAAGUCUGGAAAUAUCCUUAUUUAUGAUGAUACUGAUAAGAGGUUCAAAGACAAACUACUUCUCAAUUAUACGACUGGAUCGCUGACCAUCGCAGACAUCGGAACUGAACAUGCUGGAGAUUAUGAAGUUGACAUCAGCAGCAGCGGAUACACCAUACACCAGUCAUACAACGUGACCGUUGCUACAGGGGAUUUUAAAUCACUGAUCAUAGAGGAGGAGGGGGCUUCAGUCACGCUGCAGACUGGUACUGAAAUAAUGGUCAGUGAUUUAAUACAAUGGAGGUUUGAAGACACUGACUUGAAUUUGAAUAGCGGACUGCAGAUGGACAAGAAAACUGGGUCUCUGACCAUCAUAAAUCCCAGAAGAACAGACUCUGGAUUUUAUGAUGUGAAGAUCAUAAGAAGCAGAUACUCUAUACACAAGGAAUUCACUGUUGCUGUCUAUGACGGUGGGCCCUCAGGUUGGUCUUCAGGUGCUGUAGCAGGGAUUGUUGCAUGUCUCGUGGCUGUAAUUGCAGCUUUGGUCAUUUACUUUUGGCGCAGGAUCACUAAUCUACAAGCUCAAUUGAGUGAGUAUUGCAUCUGA
Molecule: messenger RNA, 1372 nt
Organism: Danio aesculapii
Lineage: Eukaryota; Metazoa; Chordata; Actinopteri; Cypriniformes; Danionidae
Exons: 5
Coding region: 296-1372 (358 amino acids)
Source: RefSeq, a predicted model, not a curated record